Molecule: messenger RNA, 2108 nt
Organism: Botrytis cinerea B05.10
Lineage: Eukaryota; Fungi; Ascomycota; Leotiomycetes; Helotiales; Sclerotiniaceae
Exons: 3
Coding region: 98-1894 (598 amino acids)
Source: RefSeq, a predicted model, not a curated record
GAUAAAAUUGAUAGGCCUUUAUACUGUCAUCUCAACUCAUCACUCUUCAUCUAAUGUUAUAACAGCCACCGAAAAUUUUCAUUGAGAAGGCUGUGGUAUGGACUUCAACGAGACUGAGGUAUUAACCUCAGGGCGUAGCAUAGGAACCAUUCGAAAUUUCAGUACUUUUGAAAGGUUAUAUAGUUUCCUUGUCCCUGGGCCAAAAGAUAUUUUAAUUUACAAUAAACACAACAUACAAAGCAUACAAAGCAUACACAAUACUGAAAAAUCCCUUCCUGCAUAUUUUCACUACAACUCCAAACCAACUGCCAAGUUCUCUAGGCUUUAUCAAAUCCUCUUCAUCAUGAUGAAAUUCAUCCUUCUCUUCCUCUUUGUUACCACCAUCUUAUCUCAAUGUCCCGAACAAUCCGAAGCAGCUCGAAGACUUUAUCGUUGCAUUAAUACAACCAGUGGUCAAGUUGCUGGUCAUCCAUCUCCCAAGCAUCCAGGCGUUUAUGAAUAUCUCGGUAUCCCAUUCGCACAACCUCCUAUUGGUGAUUUACGGUUUGCUCCUCCUCAACCAUUUAUUGGAAAUGAAUCUAUCAAUGGUACAAACUUUGGUUAUACUUGUCCAAAGCUUUUCUCCGAUGAACUUUCACUCAUCCCAUCCAACUUCCCUGAUGUAAUCGAUAACUAUACAGCUUCGGGUAUUGUUAUCCUAGAUACAUUUACUCAAGCAGGUGAUGGAGCUAGAAAUAAUGAAGAUUGCUUGACGCUUAACGUUUGGGUUCCAAAACCAGCUCAAGCACCAGAUGUCGAAACAAAAAAAGCUGUCAUGAUUUGGAUUUACGGUGGUGCGUUCAGAGAUGGUGCUACUGAAUCACAUAUCUAUGAUGGUUCCAAUCUUGUGGAUAAGGAAGAUGUAAUUAUGGUUAGCAUCAACUACCGUGUAAACAUCUUUGGUUUCUCUGGCGAUUCAACAGGUCCCACUAGCAAUUAUGGAAUGCUCGAUCAAAGAUUGGCUAUCGAAUGGGUUUAUAACAAUAUUGCCAAUUUUGGUGGUGAUCCAUCUCGCAUCACUCUCUUUGGUCAAUCAGCAGGAAGUUUAUCUAUUGACUAUUAUUCCUACGCCUAUCCACAAGAUCCUAUUGUCUCCGCCAUGAUCAUGCAAUCUGGUACCAUCGCCGCUCUUCCCACUCUGACCUCCGCUCAAGCCUUUUCCUCUUGGCAAAAUACUUCGACAGCCCUCGGUUGCGGUGAUGCAUCCAUCAACUCCACUUCCGUCAUACAAUGCAUGCGCAAUUCUAAUCUCACCACAGCCGAUAUCCUCAGAAUCGCACAUCUCUACACCUGGCUUCCAUCCAUCGAUGAAACACUCGUCUUCUCCGAUUAUCCCGCUCGUGCCGCCGCGGGAAAUAUUACUACCCUCCCCCUCCUCAUCGGCAAUACCGAUAACGAAGCCGCAGUCUUCGCCGCUCAAUCCCUCAUGUCCGGUAUCCCAGUCGAUAUCUCCGAAAUGACCAACUCCACUUUCGCCUGUCCUACUGCCGCACGCGCAAAUGUGAGUGUAGCUUCUGGAGCAAAGACAUGGAGAUAUCGUUAUUUCGGGGAUUUUCCUAAUUUGCAAAUCGUACAUGGUGUGGAUGUAGGAGCUUUCCAUAUCAGUGAUGUCUAUAGCAUUUUUGGAACAUGGCCAACUGGAAAAGGCAUCACGGGUGCAGGAAAAGAGCAAGUUUCAUUGGGAAUUUAUAUGAGAGGUGCUUGGGCGGCUUUUGCAAAAGAUAGUGAGAAUGGAUUGAGUAAUUAUGGAUGGCCAGUUUAUAAGCCAGAGGAGGAGACGGUUAUUAGAUUGGGUUGGAAGAAUGGGGUUGAUUUGGUUUUAGAUAAUCCAGAGGUUUGGGAUAGUACUUGUUAAUUUUGAUGGGAGUUUGGGAAUAUUGAAUAGGACUUGAGGAUGUUUAAUGAGGAUUUUCGCUGAGAUGUUUGGGAGACUGUUUUUGUCUGUUGAAUGGGAUUUGAGUCGGGUUCGAUUUCGAGUCUCAUUAAAUCAGAUGCAAAGAAUAGGGUGAUGGGAGAGUGAAGAUAGAUUAGGAUGGAGUUAAUAGAGAUUAAAUACUUUCCAUGUAUCA